UGAACUCGACGAUCUUUUCGUGACCAUCCUUCUGGACUUGCGCCUUUCUCUCAAUGGAAAGAAAAAAACGUGCAGGUAUACAUAUAAACAAAGCCUUGAAGUGUAUGUUUGAGCUGCAACCUCACCUUUAUGAUGAUCACCAUUAUUUGACAAGGCUAAAGAAAUAUUUCCGCUUAACUCACAACGCCCAAUGAACUGACGAUAUCCUUCAUAAAAGUUCGACUUAUUCCAAACCUUCAAAAUGGUUCAUGCUGACUCAUCGACCUUCGCUUCCGGCUUGAGCAAGGCUGAGGUCUAUACACAAGUGCUAGAACAAGCCCAAGGAUUAUUCGAGAGUCAAAGAAACUGGGUUUGGUAAGAGCAAAAGCUGUUUAGAUCAUGGUGAAUUUGCGUGUUUAAAUGCUAAACAGCAAUCUUGCAAACGCCUCAUCUCUUCUGUAUCACGGAUUGCUCUCGCUCCCCAGACCAAGUUCCGCCGUCAAUUGGUGUGGGUUUUACGUUGUCGACAAGCAAAAUCCGGGACAGCUGAUUCUCGGUCCUUUUCAAGGCAAAGUUGCGUGUCAGACUAUUGCAUUUGGUCGUGGUGUGUGCGGCACCGCAGCAAAAGAAGUCAAGACUCAAUUGGUUCCGAAUGUGGACGCAUUUCCCGGUCAUAUAGCAUGCGAUUCAGCGAGCAAGAGCGAAAUAGUGGUCCCAAUUAUUCAAAAUGGAAAGACAGUUGCAAUCAUCGAUAUAGAUUGUGCGGAACUUGAAGGCUUUGAUGAAGAAGACAAGGAAUACCUAGAGAAAUUUUCCGAGCUGAUUUCGAAAUCCAGUGAUUUUUAAAGGCUGCGACAAAAUACAAAACCAAUAGAAUAUGAUUGAUUAUACA
This is a messenger RNA of Verruconis gallopava, 871 nucleotides long. RefSeq lists its product as hypothetical. The record is from RefSeq and is a predicted model, not a curated record. The transcript is spliced from 4 exons. Gene Ontology annotation, cellular component: cytosol. NCBI's taxonomy places the organism in Eukaryota, Fungi, Ascomycota, Dothideomycetes, Venturiales, Sympoventuriaceae. Bases 400 to 825 code for a protein of 141 amino acids. Gene Ontology annotation, molecular function: L-methionine (R)-S-oxide reductase activity; protein binding.